Molecule: messenger RNA, 735 nt
Organism: Oikopleura dioica
Lineage: Eukaryota; Metazoa; Chordata; Appendicularia; Copelata; Oikopleuridae
Source: the annotation of a GenBank genome assembly
AUGAAUUUUUUGACGAAUUUUUUUCCCCUCAUUGCAGCCAAGAAUUUAGAGCAAGCAAAGCAAUGCUCCCUUGAAAAUGCGCUUGUCACUUGCUCACUGUCAAACAGCAUCCUGCAAAUUCCAGAGAUGGACUGUGAGAUGAUCGAAGAAAUCAUUCCUUCAUGCAUGAGAGUGAGAAGAGGUCCGCCAGGGCAAAAGAUGAUUCAAGUUCCGUUUGAACAGUGUUUAACAGAAGUCUUCAUAAACGAUGAUGGCUUUUUCAGCUAUCGAAACUCGUUUAUGUUCAAUGGCGAAGUAAAAAGUUUUACCUGCAAUUCAAAAGUCAACUCACUCGUCAGUUUGAAUCUCUCAAGCGAUGACGAAGACCAAGAACACAUGGCAGAUAAUUCGAAAAUCUUUGACAUUGAGCUACUUGAAAAGGGAGAAAUGGAGGAGUACACAAUUGAAAUCAGCGCACAAAGUCAAUCGGUCCCAUCUUUCCUCGAGUACCGCGUUGAAAGCUGCGUAAUGACCGAUCAUUCUGGUGUUGAGAUGAAAGAAAAGCAAAUCGUAGAAGACUUCUGCCCCGCGAUUAAAUUGGUCAAUGCCUUACCUUCUGGAGGUCUUCCCUUCUACGAAACGACAAAAAUCAGAUUCAUGACGGAAAAAGUCGACAAAAGUAAAAUUUCGACCAAGUGUGAUUUGCGAAUCUGUUUGCGAGGAUCAGAAAACAAUCUUUGUGAAACACAAUGUUAA